AGCCCCCCACCGGAUCACCUCAAUCUUCUCCUCGGUUCCCGGCUUUCCUCGGAGCCUCAGGAAGCGGCCGGAACCGGACUAACAGUAGAAGAGCGAGGGGCCUGUCAACCUCGAGAGCUGCCCUAGGGUCGGGUGUCCUGGCGCGGUGGAAAGCGUCUUUGAGGCCGCCGCCUGGCAGUCAACGCGAGGUUUUGUAGAGUCGUGUCCAGUAAGCUGGAACCGGAAUCGGCUAUGGUCAGGCCCCAGGAUCCGAAUCAGGGACACGGAUCUGAGACUUCUCUUGUCAGCCACCGGAUUAGAAUCCACUGGCAGGGUGUAGACUUUCCCAAGAGAUAAUAAAAAUGUUUCCAUUUUAUUGGCUAAAAUGUUUCCAUUUAGCCACAAGAGUCCACAGGUAAUAGUCCAGCAAGUGAUGAGCAGCUGUUAGUGAUUGUAGGAGGGAAGAGGCAACCUCCAUCGCAGCCGACUUCGCCCACACAGAGUUCUUGCUUGGGGCCGAAUGUCAUGUUGCCCAUUGUUCACUCCACUGCCCAGGAGGGAGGCAGGAACGUCGCUUGUGAGGCGAUUCCAUUUUCGGAAAGUGCUUUCUACUUAAAGAUACUGCUGUCCUGUACAGUUGACUGACUUUUCCACUUGAUGCAAUGCGUCUGUAAUUUUUUUUUUCCCCCCCAUGGAAUUGCUGGCCAUGUGUGAUCUAGGACUAAGUUCUCAUUCAGCAGUUUGGAUUUGUUUUAUAACCCUUCUUGCCAGAUCCGGGCCAGGGAGGUUUGGCAGACAAUGAACUUAAAAUUUAGGUAAAUCACCUCGGUUUUAUCAGCCUGGGUACUGCACAGACUGGUUCUGUAUCUUACACGGUUCUGUAUGAUGGGCACGGGGGACACCCCAGGCUGCAGCCAGAUGACAGAGCUUUGCGCUACAUGAAGAGGCUCUAUAAGACAUACGCUACCAAGGAGGGGACCCCUAAAUCCAACAGAAGCCACCUCUACAACACUGUUCGGCUCUUCACCCCCUGUGCUCAGCAAAAGCAGGCUCCUGGGGACCAGGCGACAGGAACCCUUCCAUCAGUGGACCUGCUGUUUAACCUGGACCGUGUUACUGUUGUGGAACAUUUAUUCAAGUCAGUCUUGCUAUAUACUUUCAACAACUCCAUUUCUUUUCCCUUUCCUGUUAAAUGUGUAUGCAACCUGGUGAUAAAAGAGCCAGAGUUUUCUAGCAAGACUCUCCCUAGAGCUCCAUACUCAUUUACCUUUAACUCACAGUUUGAAUUUAGAAAAAAAUACAAAUGGAUUGAGAUUGAUGUGACAGCUCCUCUUGAACCUCUGGUGGCCUCCCACAAGAGGAAUAUUCACAUGUCUGUAAAUUUUACAUGUGUGAAAGACCAGCUGCAGCAUCGUUCAGCACAGGACAGCCUGUUUAACAUGACUCUUCUCGUAGCGCCCUCACUGCUUUUAUAUCUGAACGACACAAGUGCUCAGGCUUUUCACAGGUGGCAUUCCCUCCACCCUAAAAAGAGGCCUUCACAGGGUCCUGACCAGAAGAGAGGGCUGUCUGCCUAUCCCAUGGGAGAAGAAGCUGCUGAGGGUGUAAGAUCGUCCCGUCACCGGAGAGACCAGGAGAGUGUCAGCUCUGAAUUGAAGAAGCCUCUGGUUCCAGCUUCAUUCAAUCUGAGUGAAUAUUUCAAACAGUUUCUUUUUCCCCAGAAUGAAUGUGAGCUCCAUGACUUUAGACUUAGCUUUAGUCAGCUGAAGUGGGAUAACUGGAUUGUGGCCCCACACAAAUACAACCCUAGAUACUGUAAAGGGGACUGUCCCAGGGCGGUCGGACAUCGGUAUGGCUCUCCGGUUCACACCAUGGUGCAGAACAUCAUCCAUGAGAAACUUGACUCCUCAGUGCCGAGACCAUCCUGUGUACCUGCCAAGUACAGUCCUUUGAGUGUUUUGGCCAUCGAGCCUGAUGGCUCAAUCGCUUAUAAAGAAUAUGAAGAUAUGAUAGCCACUAAGUGUACCUGUCGUUAACACAGACUCCUGUCAAGUAAAACCGUGAGUGUCCUGGCCAAUGUAAAUGCCGCACACCUGUCUAUGCCUUUGGGAGGAAGUUUCUUGUGUCAAAUAUCUGACUGUACUCCAGUGUGUUGUGUAAGGAGGAGCCUGUGUAGAUCAGCAUAUUCUGUGGCAUCUAUCAAUGUAAAGGGGUAACAGCUGCCUUCCUCAUGGCCAAAUGUUUAAAUGAAAUGUAUUUCUUUUGGAGAACUUUAAAUUUUUUCCCAAGUGAUUCUUUUUUCUUUUUGUAGGAGUUUUCUUUUUGGUGUAAGAAAAUAAAAAAACUUUAAUUAGCAUGAAUUUUGGGUGAAAUUUGCAGUUCUAGACAACUCAGAGUGCUAUAGUCUUACUUAAUGGAGGAAUAAAUUCCUGUGAGUGGCA
Cervus elaphus (red deer) is the source of this 2420-nucleotide messenger RNA. It is a transcript of the gene GDF9, whose product is annotated as growth differentiation factor 9. Bases 918 to 2015 code for a protein of 365 amino acids. Lineage: Eukaryota; Metazoa; Chordata; Mammalia; Artiodactyla; Cervidae. Gene Ontology annotation, molecular function: growth factor activity; cytokine activity. The transcript is spliced from 3 exons. Gene Ontology annotation, biological process: BMP signaling pathway; SMAD protein signal transduction. Gene Ontology annotation, cellular component: extracellular region. The record is from RefSeq and is a predicted model, not a curated record.